AUGCCGGCUCUGGAUACCCCCGAGGCAAUGGUGGACAUACCAUCGCCCGUGGCCAGCCGCAACCCAGCCGAGCGUGUUGUGACCGACGAAACUUUUUGGGAAGAGCAUAGUACAUUUGCGACUGAUAUACGCCACAGGUACUCUUCUUCUCCGCCGAGCACCCAUACUGCCGGUGAUGAAAUAUGUGUGAAACAAUAUUUUGAGCAUUUCCACCCGUCAUUUCCUUUACUGCAUCGACCCACAUUCGCAGUCUCAUCAGCACCGACAUUACUGCUGAAAGCUGUGACUGUCAUUGGGAGCUUGUUUUCCCCUAAAGUGUACGACCAUGGGGGCGCACAGGCUAUCGAACACUGGCGUCAAGAUGUAUGGCAACAUGGACAGGAGGAACUUCAGCAAAUGGUUUCCUCCAAUUGCAGUGAGAUCAGACAGCCUUGGGUGAUUCAAGCGUGGCUUCUCUACAUAAUAUACGGGGUAUACGCGAGCGAAGCAGGUCAAUUCCAAACCGCGAAAAAGAGAUUUCGGCAACUUGUGGAUGCUGUGCACGAUAUCGGUCUACUACAACAGGGCAUCGCGAUGCCAGAUGCCCAGGCUUGGAUGUAUCAGAUUGAUUACAAUUCACCCACAGAUGAGUCGCAAACUCUCUUUAAACGAUGGACGUCCUACAUCGCCGCUGAAUCAAUGAGACUGUCGCUAUACACUCUGGUGUUCCUAGACUCGCAUACAUUUUCGCCUUGCAAUUCUCUACCAUUGAUGUCACCGAUGGAGCUUGGCUGGGAGCUGCCAUUCCCCAUUAGCCUAUGGGAGGCCAAGAACCCUCAUAUAUGGCUUCUGAGGUUCAACGAGAACUUUGGACUUUCGACAUUUUCAAUUACCAACAGUCUGUUACACGUGCCACGCGGCCUGGGGACGGCCUCCCUGAGCAUUGCUACUCAGCAACUCAUGACCGAAACACCGGACUCGGAAUUGUUGACAGCGCUUGAAGCGUCUCCAUUUGCUGCAUUCUGCGUCUUGACGAAUAUCGGUGCUCUGGUGCGAGACUUCACGCGAUGUUACUAUCAGAUGCCGCCCAGUCCGUCUGACCCGAACCCGUUCCAUAUACUGACUCAAGGUCAGAACAAACAAGUACACGCUGCGAUAGAGGCAAUCGCGAAGAUUGUCAAAAAGCAGGCCUACACCGGUGACAGCCCUCAGUUUCUCCUCUGGAGAACGAAUGAGCUCUUUAUCUCUUCUAUCAAAAUCAGCCUGUGUCGCCCAGAUCAACUACUGGUAGCAGGCAUUGUGGACAACAGUUUGAUAGCCGGGAUGGCUGCAUCUACCCACCUGACCCAAGGGAACCUCGUCGCGAUUCGGCGAUCAGCACCUCUUGUCCCUCACCACACCGGUGGCGACGAGGGCAUUGUGGCUCUCCUGAAAGAUCUUUCGAUUGCAUUGUCAAGUAUAUACGGGGAGGAGCAUGACAAAGUGACACGGGAAGCUCCAUGGGUCACCGUGGCCAGUUACGGAGUUCUCUUAUGUGUGUGGGGAGCUCUCAAACGCGCAAGCAGCGACAUUCGCCAUCAUUUGGACACCUUCAACGAACUUCCGAUAACAUCAGAAUCGUGCAUAUUGAUCUUCAAUACACUCAUGGAAUCGGUCCUUCUCCAUUCUUCCACUGGGAAUGACCGAGCAAAGCGAGACCCCCGCUUGUGGACAAUGGAUCGAGAGGCUUUCGUUAGUCUGCUUGAUGAAGGCGAGUCACUAUUUGUCAAUCUAUUCAAGACAUUCUGUCAGCGGAGAUCCUUGUGGGGAAUUGGACCCUCGAUGCUGGCUGUGCUGGGCGAGAUUCCUGGCGCUGCCGAAUAA
Penicillium olsonii is the source of this 1842-nucleotide messenger RNA. Lineage: Eukaryota; Fungi; Ascomycota; Eurotiomycetes; Eurotiales; Aspergillaceae. The record is from the annotation of a GenBank genome assembly.